ACCGGUCACCUGACACGGCGGUCGGAGGAUCAGGAAAUGAAUUGACAAACAGCUGCGACCUAAAAAUCGGUCAUGUGCAGUUUAAAUAGGCGAAUAUCGGGUCUAAUGAGGACAUGGGUGGUUUGUUUAUCGUUUUACUUCAGCCACGGCCUUGCUGGGAAAAUGAAGAUAGUUGAGGAGCCAAACACGUUCGGGCUCAACAACCCCUUCAUGGCUCAGGGAACCAGGCUUCAGCCCAAAGUCCCUCCAUCUCCAGUCUCUGGCCCGGUGCAUCUUCAUCAUCUCGCGGGAAAGUGCUUCAGUCUCAUGGAGUCUAUGUAUAAAUAUGAAUUCUGUCCAUUCCACAACGUUACUCAGCACGAGCAGUCAUUUAGGUGGAACGCCUACAGUGGCAUAUUGGGGAUCUGGCAGGAGUGGGAAAUGGCCAACAACACUUUUACGGGCAUGUGGAUGAGAGACGGCGACACUUGUGGAACCAGAAACAGAGAAACAAAGGUGAUCCUGGUCUGCAGCAACAGCAGCAGACUCGUCAGCGUCUCAGAGCCCAGCACCUGCGUUUACUCGCUGAGCUUCGAGACGCCGCUCGUCUGCCAUCCACAUUCGCUGUUGGUGUACCCCACCCUGGAUGAGAAGCUGCAGAGAGAAUGGGACGAGGUGGAGCAGGCUCGCUAUGAGGGCCUCAUCACUGAGCAGGGCUACAACAAUCUCCUGAGAGACAUCUUUGAGGAUGCUGGGCUCCUGAAGAGCAGCAAAGUGACGGAGACGGUGCAGGAGGCCGAAGUGGAUUCAGAAAAGCACAACUCUCUACAGAAAUGCCAACAAGAUUAUCAGAAACAGAGCGAGGAGAUAGCGAGGCUGCGAGCGCUCCUCACCCAGAAUAAUAUUCCCUUUGAGUCACAGCCAAAUGUAGAAAGAGGGGCAGUGACCGGGCCGACCAAAGAUCAACACUUGAGAGGAGACACCGGCCUCAUGGAUGUGCUGUGAAGAUCGUCUAGAUAAACUGUUCAUUUUGAAAGGAUCGCAGGACUUUUAGGUCCGUUUGAGACCGAAAUGUUUAUAGGAAUAAAGUACAAACUCAUCAUGUCAGGAAAGGAAAACAAUUUAUGUCAAGUUUAAUAUGAAUGUACUUCAGUUUUAUUCAUAUAGCGCCAACUAACA
Fundulus heteroclitus (mummichog) is the source of this 1158-nucleotide messenger RNA. RefSeq names its product N-acetylglucosamine-1-phosphate transferase subunit gamma (gene gnptg). The record is from RefSeq and is a predicted model, not a curated record. The transcript has 11 exons. The coding region runs from base 73 to 984 and encodes 303 amino acids. NCBI's taxonomy places the organism in Eukaryota, Metazoa, Chordata, Actinopteri, Cyprinodontiformes, Fundulidae. Gene Ontology annotation, cellular component: Golgi apparatus.